GCAGAAGCAAAGCCGUCACUGACAAACCCCACACCACCACCUUAUCUUCUCUCUACCAAGUGGCCAAAUGGGGUUGGGUUGAUUUGAUCUAUGAUCUAUAUCCAUCUAUGUUUUGUAUUAUAAUAUUCAGGUAUUCAUUUCACUGAGAGCUCUGUGAGGAAAGAUGGUGGCUUUUAGCUUUAUUUUUAUAAAUUAUCCCGAAUUUCUAUGAUGGGUCGUCUCCUUUACCUCUUUUUUUGGAGGGGGAGGAUUCUUUAAAGGACUGACCAAUACCAAAACCAAAUCCCAAUCCUUCCUUCUUUCUUCCCUUUUCAGGAAACUGGUUUAGGGCACCUUCCUUUUUCUGGUUCUCUGUUCUUCCCCCAUCUCUGGCUCGCUCUGUUUUCCAGUAAUCCAUCUCUUCCCAAAGCUCAUGGAGGGCGCCGCUCCGUCCAAUGAACGCCUUGGGUUUGGGAAGAUGGGUUAUGGAUGCGAGCAUUACAGGAGGAGAUGCAAGAUUCGAGCACCUUGCUGCAAUGAAAUUUUCUCCUGCCGCCAUUGCCACAACGAGGCUACGAGCAUGUUGAAGAACCCCUGUGAUCACCACGAGCUAGAUCGGUGUGAUGUCAAGCAAGUUGUAUGUGAAGUUUGUGACACAGAGCAGCCGGUUGCCCAAGUUUGUACAAAUUGUGGUGUCAACAUGGGGGAAUACUUCUGUGGAAUAUGCAAAUUCUUCGAUGAUGAUAUCGAGAAAGGGCAGUUUCACUGUGAUGAUUGUGGUAUCUGCAGAGUUGGUGGUCGUGAGAACUUCUACCACUGCAAGAAGUGCGGUUCUUGCUAUUCGAUUUCCCUCCGAGACAAUCACUCGUGCGUGGAGAACUCAAUGCGCCACCAUUGCCCAAUAUGCUACGAGUACUUAUUUGACUCCAUGAAGGAGACUAUAGUAAUGUUAUGUGGGCACACAAUGCACCGUGAAUGUCGCGAUGAAAUGAUGAGGCACGACAAAUACUGUUGUCCAAUAUGUUCAAAGUCAGUCAUUGACAUGUCCAAGGCUUGGAAAAACAUAGACGAGGAGAUCGAAGCAACAGUCAUGCCAGAGGACUACCGAAACAAAAAGGUGGGACCGAUUUACUUUCACUUGAUCUCCAUCUUUCUGCCGAUUGAGCCGGUUAUGAAAAUGAACAUCGGGAUCUUUUUCUGUCACCAGGUUUGGAUCCUAUGCAAUGACUGCAACGACACUACAGAGGUCAACUUCCACAUAAUUGGACAGAAGUGCAGCCACUGCAAGUCAUAUAACACGAGAACCAUUAGACCUCCUGUUCUUCCGCAGCAAUGA
This is a messenger RNA of Linum tenue, 1315 nucleotides long. The record is from the annotation of a GenBank genome assembly. Lineage: Eukaryota; Viridiplantae; Streptophyta; Magnoliopsida; Malpighiales; Linaceae.